Messenger RNA from Syngnathus acus (greater pipefish), 1990 nucleotides. RefSeq names its product leptin receptor overlapping transcript like 1 (gene leprotl1). Gene Ontology annotation, biological process: negative regulation of growth hormone receptor signaling pathway; late endosome to vacuole transport via multivesicular body sorting pathway. The record is from RefSeq and is a predicted model, not a curated record. Lineage: Eukaryota; Metazoa; Chordata; Actinopteri; Syngnathiformes; Syngnathidae. Gene Ontology annotation, cellular component: endosome. Bases 180 to 521 code for a protein of 113 amino acids. The transcript is spliced from 4 exons.
UAUUAAAUAUGUUAUAAUUUCUGUAUUUUUUUUUUUUCCUGGUUCUCCAAAGCGUCGCUACAGAGUUUUUAUGAUGAAUAUACCAGCAGGGUCCUCGGUUUACGAAGUUCCAUUGCUACGCAGUCGACGUAACACGAAUAUCUCUAAUUGCGCUGUCUUUCGGAGGGGCCAUCGGCCUCAUGUUCCUCAUGCUGGGAUGUGCCCUCCCUGUCUAUAACAAAUACUGGCCACUCUUCCUCCUCUUCUUCUACAUCCUCUCGCCCAUCCCAUACUGCAUCUCGCGGCGGGUCGUAGACGACACCGACUCGGCCAGCAACGCCUGCAAGGAGUUGGCUAUAUUCCUCACGACCGGCAUAGUCAUCUCAGCUUUUGGCCUGCCCAUCGUCUUUGCGCGAGCUGAAGUCAUCGCUUGGGGGGCGUGCGCGCUCGUCUCGACGGGCAAUAUCGUCAUCUUUGCAACCAUCAUGGGCUUCUUCCUCGUCUUCGGAUCCAAUGAUGACUUCAGCUGGCAGCAGUGGUAAACCGACAAAACGAAGGAGGGUCUGAACCAUUUUUAUUAUAGUUAAUGUUAUUAUCAUCUUUAUUAUUAUAUUAUUAUCAUCAUUGUUAUUAUUAUUAUUAGAAUCAUUAUUGAUGGUCUUCUUAUUUGAUCUUUGUUGUUAUUAUUAUUUAUAGUAGAGUCUCUCUGAAGCCGUGCAAUAGCUUUUGUUUUUCCCUGGCCUGCUUAACAGCAAACUGACAUAAAGUGGGUUUAUUUGUUCCGCUUAUUUUGGGGAAUUUUUGUCCAUUAUCUUCCAUUACUAAUGUUGUGAUAUUUGAUUGUUUGGAGCCAAACUGACAUGGAGAACAGCUUGCAAUUCUUUGAAAACUAUAAAAACAUCACCUGAAAGUCUCAGAAGACCUCCAUGUCAAUUCAAUUUUGUUAUUUCGAGUGCAUUUAAUCCAGUCCACAAAGUGGCGCUCAGUGAUAUCCUUCUUUGCUGGUUUGCCAACUGCUAACCUACGUUCAACAGUCUACAUACCGAGAGGCAGGGGUGGGAAUCACAGAAUGUCUUGCAAAAUUAUAUUGCAAUAUUAUGCCUACAACAACUUACACAAUAAUCAAUAUACACUAUUGGUUGCAUCAACUUUUAUCUUAACUUGAACUCGUGUGGUAUUAUUAGUUCUUAAGACUCCUGAGACUCCCUGCAUGGAAAUAUUCGUUCCGCAUCAAGAAUGUAGUAGCUAAUUGUACCAUUUCGCACUUGAUGUGUUGGCAGAUACCCCAGAGAACAUAACGGGCUGCAUAACAGGCAAUUACUUGUAUGGAGACGGAACGAUAAGAUAUUGAUAUUUUGUCCCAUCCCUGCCUGAACUUGAUGUGUUGGCAGAUACCCCAAAGAACAUAACAGGCGGUUGAUUACUUGUAUGGAUACAGAACGAUAAGAUACUGAUAUUUUGUCCCAUCCCUGCUUUUAUAGGCUUUUAAUUGAAAAUGUGGUGCCAUAUCACGUGAGGUUGUUUUGUUGCUCAUGAUGAAAACACAAUAAAAAAUAUUUUUCAGUCAUCUCACUGACAUCCAUCUAAUCCUAUGAUGCAUUUUUUCUUUAUGUUCUCCUGACAUCACUUCAGUGAAGCCAUUGAUUGUACAAAGCACUGGAAUGAAGGCAGCUCUGAAAAACUACUGACAUCAUUUGUGUGUUUUCUUCUGUAAUGCUAAUGCUUUUAAGUCAGUGACAAAACAUACCCGCUGAUGAUGUUUUAAAAGAAAAAACAAACAAACCUAAAAGUGAGUGAAAGAGAACACUGAGAAUUUCUUGUUAAAUCUGUCCGACAUGGUCUGACCUAGUGUGUUGCGCAGUUGACGUUUGGGCGUCUCUCUCCUUGGCAGUUUGCUCCCACACUGGCAGUUGUGUCAUUUUCAUUUUAUUUUGUUGAAUAAAACGUGUUCAAUGGCAGUAGUCAGCAUGGCGGGUUUAUGUUUUCAAAUAAAUACAAUUUUGGGACAUUC